AUGUCAACAAAAGUAAUAAUUAAGUCAUUAGUAGCUGAAUAUACAACAACACAAUUUGACUAUAGUAAUCCAGUAUAUAUUGAUACACCUCAAUUAGCAGAGUAUUAUGUUAUGAUUUUAACAGAAAAUGAAUUAACAUUAACAGAUUGCCCCAAAAAAGCAUUUCAAAGACGUUCAGAAUUUGACUUUAAAGAUAUUAUAGUAUUAAAAAUUGUUAAUUUAAAAAUAAUUCCCUCAAAAACAAUAGACGAUUAUAAAUUACUUAAAAUAGUUGAAACUAAACCUACUUGUCGAAGAACAUUUAAAAUUAUAUUUAAAAAUAAAGAGGAGUGUAGAACUUGGAAUCAAUUAUUAAAUGAAGUUAUUAACUCAAAUAUUAAAUUACAAGUAUUUGGAAUACCAUUAAUUGAUUACCAUCAAAGAACAAAUAAAUUAUACCCAAUAAUAUUAGAUGAAAUAUGUGAAAUAAUGAGAAAUACUAAUGAAUGUUUUACUCAAACAGUUUCUCAAAAUGAAAUAUUAAUGACUUUAAACCUUAUUAAUAAAGGAAUUAAAGUACAAAAAUGGAAUUAUACAUUAGCUACUGAAGUAUUAAAAUUAUACCUUCGAUCAUUACCAUUUCCACUUCUUCAUCCAUCAAAAGAAUAUCUUGGGAGUGUUAAUGUUGAUGGUAUUUUAUCUAAAAAUGAUUUAUCAUUAUUAAUUCAUACAAAAACAGAAGAAAAUAUUGCAGUUCAAAAACUAUUAUUUACAACGUUUCAUUUUAUUGCAAAUAAUCAAGUAAUAAAAACACCAAGGUCUAUAGCUGAAAAAAUGACACCUUGUUUAGCUUGGGAUAGCCACGACUCAUUAGAUAAAAGAAUGUAUGACAUCGUAGAAUUUCUUAUUUCUAAUGCUACUGAAAUUUAUAAAGAUGAUAAAAAAGAAGAAUAA
Molecule: messenger RNA, 933 nt
Organism: Entamoeba histolytica HM-1:IMSS
Lineage: Eukaryota; Evosea; Mastigamoebida; Endamoebidae
Product: RhoGAP domain containing protein
Exons: 1
Coding region: 1-933 (310 amino acids)
Source: RefSeq, a predicted model, not a curated record